Messenger RNA from Striga hermonthica, 561 nucleotides. The record is from the annotation of a GenBank genome assembly. Lineage: Eukaryota; Viridiplantae; Streptophyta; Magnoliopsida; Lamiales; Orobanchaceae.
AUGUGUUUUACGACUCAAGACACUCAUCCUCCUCAUCGCGUGGCUCCCGGACACUCCCUCGUCUUCCUCCAAAGUCCGAACCGUCCGCCUCAUGAAUUAAUCUACAAGGCUGCCCCAAGUUCAUCCUGGGACGACAAGUUCAUCCUUGCAAGUGAAUUAUUUUCUCUGAAGAGUCUAGCCAGUGCAGCUGCUAGUGACCUUAGAUUAUCUCGCAGCAUAACCACUCAAACUGGAAUCGCUUCUGCUAUGCCAAAAUUUGGGCAUGAUGGGAAACCCAUGGCUAGAACAUUUGCACCUUAUUCAAUCUUCAAGGGAAAAGCUGCGCUUUCUGCUGACCCUAGUCUCCCAAUGUUUACUAAAUUGGAAAUAUUAACACUAUUUUUAUAUGCCCAUCUUCUUUUGUCUGGAGACUACAGAGUUGAACGACGUGGUUCCAUUAUGUUAACGUUCCGGCCUGCUAUUGGUGAACGUAAAUAUGAUUGGGAGAAGAAACAGAUGUUUGCUCUGUCAGUAACGGAGGUUGGCUCCCUGAUCAGUUUGGGUGCAAAAAGACUCUUGUGA